Messenger RNA from Chilo suppressalis (striped riceborer), 726 nucleotides. The record is from the annotation of a GenBank genome assembly. Lineage: Eukaryota; Metazoa; Arthropoda; Insecta; Lepidoptera; Crambidae.
AUGCAGUUGGAUAUUAUAGUUACUAUGAAAUUGUAUAUUUCAGAAGUGCAAUGGAUUCGUAACACCGCUGGCAAAACGCUCGCUUUGGUAAACGGUUACACUUACUACUGCAACACGGGAAAAAGUAGCAGGAGCAAAAAAGUUUUCUGGCGUUGCACUAAAGGCGGGAGCUGUCAAGCCAGGUUCUUUGUAUCGCAGGACGAACACCAGGAGCAGAUAAUAACAAUGUCGGCCAAAGAUCACGAUCAUGCGCCUCCGAAUUAUAUCAUACGCAAUGAAAUGCAAUGGAUUCGUAACUCCGCUGGCAAAAUGCUCGCUUUAGUAAAUGGUUACACUUAUUACUGCAACACGAGAAAAAGCUGCAAUAGAAAGAAAGAUUACUGGCGUUGCACGAGGGGCGGAAGUUGUAAAGCUCAUUUUUUUGUUUCGUUAGACCCGGAUCAGAUCAUUACUAUGUCGGCCAAUGAUCACGAUCACGCGCCACCAAAUUACAUCAUACGCAAUGGCCACAGGAAUGGCAAGCCGGCCGUAAUUGUCAACGGUUUCACUUACUAUUGCAACAAACAAGGCCACAAGACGGACAUUUGGCGCUGCACCAACGGUUCCAACUGCAGAGCAAGGUUCACCAUGUCGAAGACCGACUGGAGGAUCAUCAGAGGCCGGCUGGAGCAUGAUCACAAGCCACCUAACUUUGUUGUCCAAGACGGUGUCUAUUUCAAGAUCUGA